AUGGCAUCAUUUAGAUUAUCACCAACUUCCUUAGACUCAUUUUACUCAAACAAGUCAAAUUUCUCUAUAAAUCCACUUCAUUUCCCUGGUAAUUCUACGCUUUUUUCCGUUUCUAGUUGUAUUCAUUUGAUCACUUCUUUGAGUAGAUUUAGUGCUGUUAAAGUGUCUAGAAUCCAAACUGAAUUGUCUGAAGAGGACCCUUUUUUAUCAACUGUAGAUGGUUUGGUUGAUGAGAAUGAGCAAAAGGACCUAGAUUUUAAACAUGAGAGGAAAAUUAAGUAUAUGGGUGGUAAGAAAGGGACUAAAAGGGAAGUGUGUUUUAAGUUUAGUUAUAAAAGGAAUGGUGGGAGACUGGAAAGGGAGGACCUUUUUGUGUAUGAUGGUGAAUUGGAUGUUAAUUACUCUGUUGUUGGGUCUAGUACGAGCUUAGAGCAAUGUAAUGAGGUUUUGAAAGGGCUCGAGAAGCGUAGCAGUGAUGGUAAAACUUUGAGGUUUUUUGAGUGGAUGAGGAGUAAUGGGAAGCUUGAAAAGAAUGUUAGUGCUUACAAUGUUGUUUUUCGAGUGUUGGGUAGGAGGGAAGAUUGGGAUACUGCUGAGAGGAUGAUUAGGGAAAUGAGUGAGGGUUUUGGUUCCGAGCUGGAUUGUCGAGUUUUUAACACGCUUAUUUACUCGUGUUCUAAACGGGGGAAUGUGGAGUUGAGUGGGAAAUGGUUUAGGAUGAUGUUGGAACUUGGAGUUCAGCCAAAUGUUGCUACUUUUGGUAUGGUCAUGGGGCUUUACCAAAAGGGUUGGAAUGUCGAUGAGGCAGAAUUUGCUUUUGCCCAAAUGAGGAUUUUUGGAGUAAUAUGUCAGUCUGCAUACUCGGCAAUGAUCACUAUUUAUACCCGCUUAAGUUUGUAUGAUAAAGCAGAAGAGGUUAUUGGUUUGAUGAGAGACGAUAAGGUGGUGUUAAAUUUGGAAAAUUGGUUGGUUUUGCUUAAUGCUUAUAGUCAGCAAGGGAAGUUAGAGAAGGCCGAGCAGGUGUUGGUUUCAAUGCAAGAAGCCAAGUUUUGCCCUAAUAUUGUUGCAUACAAUAUAUUGAUUACUGGUCAUGGAAAGGCAUCCAAAAUGGUUGCUGCUCAAAGGCUGUUCUUAGGCUUAAAAAAUGCUGGAUUAGAGCCUGAUGAAACAACCUACCGUUCCAUGAUUGAAGGUUGGGGGCGAGUUGGCAAUUAUAAGGAGGCAGAUUGGUACUAUAAGGAGCUCAAGCGGUUGGGAUUCAAGCCUAGCUCAUCCAACUUGUACACGCUGAUAAAUUUGCAAGCUGAGCAUGGGGAUGAAGAGGGUGCUUGCAGAACUCUUGAUGAUAUGCUGAAAAUGGGGUGCCAGUAUUCGUCAAUCCUUGGAUCUCUUUUGAAAGCAUAUGAGAAGGUCGGAAGGAUUGAUAAAAUCCCUCUUCUUUUGAAAGAUUCGUUCUAUCAUCAUGUUACGGUUAACCAGAAUUCAUGCUCCAUUCUUGUCAUUGCUUAUGUAAAAAACCUGUUGGUUGAUGAGGCUAUAAAAGUGUUAGAGGACAAAAAGUGGAAUGAUCCGGUUUUUGAGGAUAACCUGUAUCAUUUGUUAAUUUGCUCGUCCAAGGAGUUGGGCCAUCUUGAGAGUGCUGUUAAGAUAUACACUUUGAUGCCCAAAUCUGAUGAUAGGCCAAAUUUGCACAUCUCUUGCACCAUGAUUGACAUUUACACUAUUAUGGGUCAAUUUAAUGAGGGGGAAAAACUUUAUCUGAAGUUAAAAUCUUCUGGAAUUGCUUUAGAUGUGAUCGCUUUCAGCAUUGUUGUAAGAAUGUAUGUCAAAGCUGGAUCUUUGAGAGAUGCUUGCUCUGUUCUAGAAACAAUUGAGAAGGAAAAGGACAUAGUUCCGGACAUUUAUCUGUUCCGGGACAUGCUUCGCAUUUACCAACAGUGUGGAAUGCUGGAUAAGUUAAAUGAUCUGUAUUGGAGAAUUAUGAAGAGCAGAAUUGUUUGGGAUCAGGAGUUGUAUAAUUGCCUCAUAAACUGCUGUGCUCGUGCUCUGCCAGUUGAUGAACUUUCCAGACUUUUCAAUGAGAUGCUUCAACGUGGUUUUGAUCCUAAUACUAUUACCUUCAACGUCAUGCUUGAUGUUUAUGCCAAGGCCAAGCUUUUCAAUAAAGCUAGGGAAUUGUUCAUGAUGGCUAGAAAACGAGGAUUCGUUGAUGUAAUCUCUUACAACACCAUUAUAGCUGCUUAUGGACACAAUAGAGACUUCAAUAAUAUGGCAUCAACCUUACACUGUAUGCAAUUUGAUGGCUUUUCGGUUUCGUUGGAAGCCUACAACUGUGCGUUGGAUGCCUAUGGGAAAGAAGGUCAGAUGGAGAGUUUUAGAAGUGUCUUGCUGAGAAUGAAGGAAUCAAGUUGUACUGCUGACCAUUAUACGUACAACAUUAUGAUGAAUAUCUAUGGAGAGCAAGGAUGGAUCGAUGAAGUUGCAGCUGUGCUGACAGAACUGAGAGAAUGCGGAUUGGGACCUGAUUUGUGUAGCUAUAACACACUGAUAAAGGCAUAUGGAAUUGCUGGAAUGGUUGAAGAUGCUGUGGGUUUGGUCAGGGAAAUGAGGCAAAAUGGGUUAGAACCUGAUAAGAAAACCUACACCAAUCUGAUCACUGCAUUGCAGAAGAAUGAUAAAUACUUGGAGGCUGUUAAAUGGUCCUUGUGGAUGAAGCAGACGGGACUAUGA
Molecule: messenger RNA, 2730 nt
Organism: Dovyalis caffra
Lineage: Eukaryota; Viridiplantae; Streptophyta; Magnoliopsida; Malpighiales; Salicaceae
Source: the annotation of a GenBank genome assembly